AAACGAGUUAACGAAAAAGCUACUUUCAACUUCCUGUUUUGUCGGAAAGCAUGUUUUCAUUUAACUUUAACGUUGAUAGUUCGGAAAAUUGUGAUAAAAAAGAUGCAUCAAUUGAUACUAAUGAAGAGAAAGAUACAAAUGACACUACUGAAGAAGUUAUUUACGGAGAAGUAACGUUUAGUACCGCUGAUUGCAAUAAUUUAAUUGAAUCAUGUGGAAUAGAAGAAACAAUGAUAACACCUGAUUACAAAAUAUAUCAUAUAGACUUGAAUGUUUGUGAGGAAAAAUUAAAGCAAUCAUCAGAUAGUAAAAUAAAAGAAGCUCUAGAUAAAAAUUCGGACGUUAUUCCUCAAGUCUACGAAGGUGGAUUAAAAGUAUGGGAAUGCAGCAUCGAUCUUUGUGCAUAUCUAAAAGAAACAAACUAUGAAUUGAGUAAUUUAAAUAUUUUAGAACUAGGAUGUGGAAUAGGCUUACCAGGAAUAUAUACCCUAUCAAGACAACCUGCAAGUGUUACAUUUUCAGACUAUAAUAAAGAAGUUUUAGAAUUUGUGACUUGUCCUUCAGUAUUUUUUAAUUCAGAGGAUGAGGAUCGACCAGAAGUUUCUUUUAUAUAUGGGGAUUGGUCUGUAAUUGAUAGGCAAUUACGACACAGAUUUUAUGAUCUUAUUCUCAUGUCAGAGACUAUUUAUGAUACCACCAAUUAUAAAAUUCUCCUUAAACUUUUGGAUUUAGUAUUAUCAGAUAAAGGAGAGGUUCUUUUAGCGUCUAAAAAUCAUUAUUUUGGUGUUGGAGGUGGAACAAGACUGUUUGAAAAAGCAGUUGAAAAUCAUGGUAUCUUCAAACAUUUCCUGUUAAAAUCAUAUCCUGAAGGACUUCAGAGAGAAAUACUUAAGUUAGCUAGGCGUUAAUCAACAACUAGUAUUUUCAUCAAGGUCGUUUAUCUUUCUUAUAAGAACAAAUUAGUCCGCUUAAGGAGAACAAUUACAUAAAUAAAUCAGUUUGUAAAUUUUGAAUAAUCAAAAAUUUCCUUAUUGAUUCAUUACUCUCAUAACUAUAUAGUAAACAUUAUGUAAUUGUUACAGAAGAAUAGUAUCAAUGGGAAAUUAGAAUGAAAAAUGAGAUAUUUAUAGUUGAUAGCGUGUAGCUGUCGAUAUAGAUUUGUAAUUAAUUUCUCCAAAUUCCUUAAAUUCAGAUCUGUUUUUAGAAUCAUUAGUAAACCCGUAAAAGUUGCUAUUACCGCUUAAAGAUCACCUAUAAGAACAUCUAUAAAUACCACGUAAUCGGAUACAUGAAUAUUUACAAACACCAUAGCAUUGCCUCAAGAAAUAGAAUAUGCCACAACAUAUAUUUCGUUAGUGAUGUUUAUUUUUGUCAGGUAGUUUUAACUUUGUUUACAUUAUUCGAAAGUCUUUUCAGUCACGAUCCGUUUAAGAAUUUUCUUAAGUUUUCUUUGGUAAACCCAGAUGAUUUGAAUGACGAUAGUAAAGUCUUGACGUAGUCUUUUAAUUGAUUCCCUCCAAAGUCGGGCUGUUUAGAAAAAAAUUAAAAUGUUUGUAAUAUAUAAUAAUGUUUGUAAUAUAUUAAAAUUAUCAUCUACGUAGUGUAAAUGCUUUGAUAAAUCACGAAUGAAGGCUAAAAACUCUUCAUUAUCCAGAGAUUGAUUUCUAUCCUGUAAAUUAUCUUCAAAAUUAAGUAUAUUAGUCUUAUUUUACAUCAAAACUGUUUACCUUAUCGUAGUGAUUAAAAAUG
Dimorphilus gyrociliatus is the source of this 1749-nucleotide messenger RNA. Lineage: Eukaryota; Metazoa; Annelida; Polychaeta; Dinophilidae. The record is from the annotation of a GenBank genome assembly.